GGCUGAUCCCCCCGCGGGGCCCUCCGCUCCCACGCUCGGCCCUGCCGCGACUCGCGGGGACGCCGGGGACGUGUCCCGGCAGCUCCGGCGCCGCAUCCCGGGGCUCCUUCCUCGCCCUCCGCUCGGGGAUGAGGAGGAGUCCCGGCGCUGGAGGAGGGGAGGCUCCCCCCGACCGAGAGCUGAGCUUGGCUGCCUUGUCCCGCCAGCCCCCCGGACCCCGCGGCAGAGGAGAGACCCCCGGAGACAGAGAGAGAGAGGGAGAGAGACCCCCGAGCGAGGAGCCGCGAGCAGCAGGAUGGGCCAGUGCAACUGCCGCAAGAAGCGCAAGGACUGCCAGGAGCUGACGGACGUGGAGCGGGCCAUCGAGACCGUCAUCAGCCAGUUCCACUGCUACGCCGUGAAGGGGCAGAAGGAGUACCUGACCCCCAACGAGAUGCAGGAGCUGGUGGUGCAGAAGCUGCCGCACCUGGGCAAGUGCGUGGGACCCCUGGAAGAGAAGAUCGAAUGCAUGGGAGACCCUAACGAGGCCAAGCUGGAGUUCGGAGAGUACUGGGACAUGAUGGGGGACGCGGCCAAGGGCUGCCGGAGGAAGUAGAGGGUGGUGGGGGACGGGAAGGCGCCCGAGGCCUCAGCUCCGCUCCUGGAAACGCGAGAGGCCGCUGGGCCCGGGGGAUGCGCCUGGGAAAAGGCGACCUCGCUGCUGCCGGAGGGUUCCCCGGCUCCAUCCCUGCCCUCCUCGGCUCCAUCCCCGCCCUCCCUGGCUCCAUCCCUGCCCUCCUCGGCUCCAUCCCUGCCCUCCCCGGCUCCAUCCCUGCCCUCCUCGGCUCCAUCCCUGCCCCCCUCGGCUCCAUCCCUGCCCUCCUCGGCUCCAUCCCUGCCCUCCUCGGCUCUCCUUCCCGUCAGGACCGCUCCCUCCCGCCCCGGCUCUGCCCCGUGCCCGGCGCGGGGGGCACGGAGGGCUCCUGGCCCCGGGGCCGCCUCUCUCCCCGGGCCCCCGAAACCCUCCGGGUGCGGCUCCCCCAGCCCCGGGGCAUCGCAGCGAGAGACCCCCGGCUCCUUCCCCCCGGCUGUGGGGCUCGGCCCCCCAUGCCCCGUGCCCCACCACCCCACGGCGCCCCCGGGGCACCCCGGGAUCACCGUGGCCGCGGCCCGGGAGCCUCCCCCGCCGUUCCCCCCGGUUUUUGGGGGGCUGCUCCGGGCCGGGCUGCCCUCCCGGUGCUCCCCACCCCCGGGAUUCUGGCCGGGUCGGGGUCAGCUUGGGCCGCUCGCAACCAUUUUUGUAUAAAUUAAUAAAGGAAAACACUGGGAAAAAAAAGAAAAAAAAAAAAAACCCAAA
This is a messenger RNA of Taeniopygia guttata (zebra finch), 1336 nucleotides long. RefSeq names its product protein S100-A14. Gene Ontology annotation, cellular component: perinuclear region of cytoplasm. The record is from RefSeq and is a predicted model, not a curated record. Gene Ontology annotation, biological process: response to lipopolysaccharide; toll-like receptor 4 signaling pathway; positive regulation of granulocyte chemotaxis. Lineage: Eukaryota; Metazoa; Chordata; Aves; Passeriformes; Estrildidae. Gene Ontology annotation, molecular function: calcium ion binding; calcium-dependent protein binding; chemokine receptor binding.